Messenger RNA from Miniopterus natalensis, 2617 nucleotides. The record is from RefSeq and is a predicted model, not a curated record. NCBI's taxonomy places the organism in Eukaryota, Metazoa, Chordata, Mammalia, Chiroptera, Miniopteridae.
UUUCUCCGGAGCCGUCGGAGGGAGCUGGAGCGCUUCUCCCGAGUUGGUGAUCAAGCAGUCGUCGUCCAAAAUGCAGAAGUGAGUGGUGAAAAGCAGCAGAGCUGAUGGGUCAUGAGGAUGUAAGUGUGUUUGAAGGCUCUCACACCCUCCACUCCAGGACAGAAUCAUGAAUAAACUGGAGGACAAGCAGGACCAGAUGAUACCAUGAAGAGAAGUUUACAGGCCCUCUAUUGCCAACUGUUAAGCUUCCUCCUGACCUUGGCACUGACUGAAGCUCUGGUGUUUGCUGCCCAGGAACCGUCUCCCGGGGAAUCUCUUCAGGUCCUACCUUCAGGCACCAUGGUGACAGCACUGCUCAGCUCUACCAGACACUCAUCCCUGGCAGCCAUCCCCACCUCCGUGGUGACACUGAGCCCCCACCCUGAUGGGUCCUUCUCACAGGCUGAAGCCACCAUGGCAACAACGACACCCCAUCCAGAUGGACAUCCUCCCCCAAACACCGUCUCUACCAUUAUGGAUACAGCGACCACCCGCCAUGCUGAUGGCCCCCAGACCACCGAGCCCCUUUCUGCUGCCAUGACAACCACCUCCUCGCACUCAGAGGGCCACCUCCUGGGGGAGGCUGGGCCCACCGUCCUGCUGACAAAGCCAGCUGCAACCACCAGCCGCCCCAGCACAGCGCCCCCCCGGGCAAACACGCGCAGGCCCCCCAGACCUCCCGGCUCUGCCCGAAAGGGGGCUGGCGGGUCACGCCCUGUCCUCCCUGCACUCGGCGGCCACGGGGGAAGGAAGGAAGGCCAGCGGGGCAGAAACCAGAGCUCCACACACCUGGGGCAGAAGCAGCACCUGGCAAAAACCUUUCCGCUCUUCAGAGGCAACUCCACAGGGUCUGCGGAGCCUGAGCCCUCCACCCUCACCCCCAGGAACCCACCCUGGGAUUACUCCUCCUCACCACAGAUCCAGACAGUGGCCCGAGCCACGGUGCCCAGCAGGACCACGUGGGCACCAAGCACUACCCCCUUGGUGCACGCAGAAGACAAGCCAGGCCUUAGCAGAGCAGACCCAGGGGGUGGUCCCACCUUCACCAGCCCAGGAGCGCAGCCCGAUGCCACAGCAGCCUCAGGUGCCCCUGCCAGUCCACAAACUGCCCCAGUGCCUUCUCAGCACCCCCGUGGUGACCCACAUGACAGCUCCAGCCACAGUGACUCCUGGCUCACUGUCACCCCUGGAACCAGCAGACCUCCAUCUGCCAACUCGGGGGUCUUCGUGGCCGCCACGGGGCCCACCCAGGCUGCCUUCGAUGCCAGUGUCUCAGCCCCUUCCGAGGGGCUUCCUCAGGGAACAUCCUCAAUGACAUCCUCAGCCCACCCACCCGGGAUCUCAGAAAGCACUGUCUCCCCAGCCGAGAAGGAAGCUGUGGCUGCCCCCACCGUGAUCGACACAGUACCCAGUCCUCUCUCCACAGUGGUGUCCACGGCCACAGGCAACUUCCUCAACCGCCUGGUCCCUGCAGGGACCUGGAAGCCUGGGACAGCAGGGAACAUCUCCCAUGUGGCCGAAGGGGACAAACCCCAGCACAGAGCCACCAUCUGCCUGAGCAAGAUGGACAUUGCCUGGGUAAUCCUGGCCAUCAGUGUACCCAUCUCCUCCUGCUCUGUCCUGCUGACAGUGUGCUGCCUGAGGAGGAAGAAGAAGGCUGCCAACCCCGAGAACAACCUGAGCUACUGGAACAACGCCAUCACCAUGGACUAUUUCAACAAGCACGCGGUGGAGUUGCCCAGGGAGAUCCAGUCCCUGGAAACCUCUGAGGACCAGCUCUCAGAGCCCCGCUCCCCAGCCAAUGGCGACUACAGAGACACUGGGAUGGUCCUUGUGAACCCCUUCUGCCAAGAAACACUGUUUGUGGGAAACGAUCAGAAACGAGGUGGCCAACACAAUCGCUUGGGAGAAGACUCAUCCCACGCCACCCCCCUCCAUUGUAGAGCUGCUUGGGGAUCAGCACAUGGACCUGCCACCUGGCUCUCCUUUCGUGUCCCCCUGCACUGCUCCCGCCAUCGGUGGGCGGCCUCCCCCACCCACGCUGCGUCCAGCUCGGUUGACAGGCGUCAGACCCUCAGAGGCACGAGGAGCUUGCGGAGACGGCUGCUUCUCCAUUUCUCCCCUAUAGAUAGUGGCUGGGACAGAAGACAACUGCUCCGACACUUCCUUUCUCUAAAAGAAAAAUAGUUUGAUAGUAUAUAUUUUGAAUAUAGAUGUUCUUAUAGUCAGAUUGGGAAUUGAACUUGAAUGUUGAUCCAUAUGUUUGUGUUGUUGCUGUGGUCUUUUUAUCAUGACUUUUUUCUUUCUUCCUACGUUUUCCUUUCAAAAAAAGAUGGCCUUCAAAAAUGUGUGUUCUCAAUGUUGUACGAACGUACUUAACAUGAGUUUGGUGGUUGUCUCUCUUUAAAGACUUCAACCCACAAAGAAGCAGGUUAAAUGUUGCUCUGAGAUUCAUUCUCUAGUGAGCUGCUGUCUGGCAUUUUAUCUUUAUGAUAUUUCUGUUAGCUGUUACAUUAAUCUAUCAAUGUGUGUGUGUAUAUAUAUAGACAGAAAUCUGUUUGUAAAGUAAAAUUUAUAU